Messenger RNA from Symbiodinium natans, 840 nucleotides. The record is from the annotation of a GenBank genome assembly. Lineage: Eukaryota; Dinophyceae; Suessiales; Symbiodiniaceae.
AUGGCGUUUGCUCGAAUUUCCGCUUCACGGCAAUUCGUACUCUACGCAAUGCUUGGCCACACAUCUACCUGGCGAGAAGCAGAUCCUCUUCGAGGUGAUCGGGCGACUCGCGAAUGUGGCCCCCAACAGAAGGUGAGCGAUUCUACCUUUUCUUGCUUCUGCUCGCGCAGCCGGGAGCUUGCGGAUUCGAAAAUUUUGCGAACCGUGGAGGGCGAGCUCUUGCCUACCUUUCAAGCUGUAGCGACAGCGCGUGGACUGUGCGACUCGGACGAACACUAUCAUGUUGCGUUGCGCGACGUGCUGGCUGUGGCCACGGCCGCACGAGCGAGACGCUUCCUAGCGAUGAUUCUGAUUUGUUGCGAGGUAGCCGACCCCUUCUGCUUGUGGGAUACAUUUGCGCCCGAACUCCGGGAAGACUUCCGUAUCCGGUACCCCGACGUUGCCGCUCGCAUGGCGGCGUGCAUGCAUGAUUAUCCCGAGCAAUUGCACGCGUAUCUGGAGCUAGUGCGUGCCUUCGACAAUCGCGAGGCUGCUAUUUUCUUCGUGGAUGGUCCUGGUGGCUCCAAUAAAUCGUUCCUGUUCGAAGCUUUCUUGCAUUACGCUCGGGGUCGGGAUGAGAUUGCCGCAGCUUGUGCUUGGUCCGGCUUGGCCGCCACAUUGCUUCCAGGCGGUCGUACGUGUCACGCCCGUUUUGGCUUCCUUGUCCCGCUGCCGCGAGAAGAUGUGCCUUGGUCGGUUACAGCGACCACGGGCUUUGCGUUUCAGCCGCCUUUGACGUCAGAGACACUCCAAUCGAGCGCGCUCAUAAAUUGGCCUGGACUACCUCCAAACGCCCAGUGA